This is a messenger RNA of Acanthoscelides obtectus, 238 nucleotides long. The record is from the annotation of a GenBank genome assembly. Lineage: Eukaryota; Metazoa; Arthropoda; Insecta; Coleoptera; Chrysomelidae.
AUACGGGGGCGGUUCAAUAAGUACCCGUGGUUGACGACAGAGGGCGCUCCUGAGGGAAGUUAAUGUUAUCAUCAUGUGCUGCCAUCUAUCAAACGACGGCACAACAAAUUUUAGACUAGUUGAUAGGUUAGUUUGGAUUUGGCAGCCAUUCGAGUAUCACGUAUUUCGUGAUUUUCGCUAAGAUAGAAAAAGAGCAGCAUCGUUCGGUAAUUCGCUUUUUGUUUUUGGAUGGGAAAAA